Molecule: messenger RNA, 2733 nt
Organism: Populus euphratica (Euphrates poplar)
Lineage: Eukaryota; Viridiplantae; Streptophyta; Magnoliopsida; Malpighiales; Salicaceae
Product: luc7-like protein 3
Exons: 7
Coding region: 325-1344 (339 amino acids)
Biological process (GO): mRNA splice site recognition
Cellular component (GO): U1 snRNP
Molecular function (GO): mRNA binding
Source: RefSeq, a predicted model, not a curated record
GAAACAGAAACAAAAGGGAGAGAAUAAUUUCCUUAAACCAGAACAGGGAUAUACUAUACUUGUCCCCAAUCUGAAGUAAGGCAUCAAAGCUCAAAGGCACCCCCACUCCAUCGUCACCCAAACAUAUAUCAUAACAUUCCCAUCAAACUUCAAAACCAAACCCUAAAAAUUGGAAUUCAACUUCAAUCUUCAGAAAAACCCUAAAAAAAUUUAUAAACCAUUCAACGUAAUCUCUUUUAUUUUGCUUUAAAAGAAAAUAAAUUUCUGUUAAUUAGCCCAAUUCCCACCAUCAACAACUCAUGGACCUUCAACGCGCUAUGCUAGAUGAACUCAUGGGUGCAGAAAUCUGGGCUUGUUUGUUUUGUUAAAGAUCGUAAUUUGACGGAGGAAGAGAGAAAAGACUACAAGGAAAUAACAUGGGAUUCAAAGGAGGUUUGUGCCUAUUACAUGGCCCGAUUUUGUCCCCAUGACCUCUUUGUCAACACCAAGAGUGAUCUUGGACCAUGUGAUAGAGUGCAUGAUCCAAAGUUGAAAGAAAGCUUUGAGAGGUCCCCAAGACAUGAUGCAUAUCUGGCCAAAUUUGAAGCUGAACUUGCUCUGAGAUGUGAGAAAUUGGUGUUGGAAUUGGAUAGAAGAGUUAGGCGUGGACGAGAACGCCUAGCUCAAGGGGAUGAACCAAUAGCACCUCCUCCGCUGUCAGCUGACAAGUCUGAACGGUUAUCUGUGGUGGAAGAGAGAAUAAAAAACCUACUGGUGCAAGUGGAAGCCCUCGGUGAAGUUGGGAAGGUGGAUGAAGCUCAAGCCCUUAUGAAAAAGGUGGACGAACUUAAUGCUGAGAAAGCACUGAUUCAAUCCCAGAAUGAUAAAGUAUUGGUGGUUCCACAGGAGAAAAAGAUGGCUUUGUGUGAGAUUUGUGGUUCUUUUCUAGUUGCGAAUGAUGCUGCAGAGAGAACUCAGUCUCAUGUCACGGGGAAGCAGCACAUUGGAUAUGGGAUGGUCCGGGAUUAUAUCACCGAGUACAAGGAAGCUAAGGAGAAGGCAAGGGAAGAGGAAAGACUAGCAAGGGAAAAGGAAGCCAGAGAGCGGAGGAAACUGAGGGAGAAAGAAUAUGAGAGUAGUAGUAGGAGGAGUGAUUCAGGUGAUAGGGAUCGGUAUAGAGAAAGGGAGCGGGACCGAGAUCGUGAUAGGUCAAGGAACUGGAAUGGUAGGGGCAGUCGAGGUGAUUGGAGGACUAGGAAUGGAAGAGAUGAUGGGAAGGAUAGGCACCGUGAUCGGAGCAGGUCACAUUCCCCUGUUAGGCAUGAUCGCGGGAGGUCACCUAGAAGUCCAGUUCGCCCAUAUUAGAGGAUUAUGUUGAUAUAUAUCUGAGUUUAAAAUCAUGAGGUAGACAUUUUUAAUCUCAAAGUUUCAUAAACAUGUGCUUUUGGAGUCUCACAUCAAUUGUCAUCAUGAGUGAAUUUUUUCUUGUUAUCUCACAGCUUUAUUGAGAGUUUACCUCUCUUUCAUCAAAUAUUUUUAGAGGAGAAAAGGGUGGAGGUAGGUAUUACUUAAUGCUUUUGUGACUACUUUAUGGUUGAACUAUAUUUUUUUUAUGCAUUUGUCUCUGUAGCAUUGCUUCAGAAUCUAGUAUUUGUCUUCUAUCUUUCUUCAUUGAUGUUCUCAUGUACUUAAGAGGACAGAUUCAAAAUAUGUGCUUGAGUGGCACUGCUGCUGAUACUGAUGAUGGUUUAAUGUCUCAAUCUCUAGGUAACAAAUAAAUCUUAUUUUCUAACAACUCGCGUCGAUAGGCAGACCUCUCCUUAUCAUAGACUUUUUUUUUCCAGAAACCCAAAGUUGGACUAUUUUUUAUUGCAACCGCUGCUUGGUUAAUUAGACAGGGAAAGAAAUUUGGGAAUCGCAAGCCCUGGUGCUAUUAACCAUGUCCCAUUUCAAGUGAGCUUGCAUUUCAUUGUUAGUUCAUUGAUGAUCUAGUAGGUAGGAAAGCUCAAAUCCCCAUUUAUUUUGCCUUUGCCAUUGUCACAUGAAACUCAAAGUGACUGAGUGGUGUGAGCGCUUUGCAAAUAAAUAGGCAGUCUUUGAGGCCAGUAGAUUGUGUUUUUGGGUGGGUGGAUGACCAGGAAACCUUAACUACUCAGUUUCAUGGGAUAGCAGGUUUUUUGUUUUACAUAGUGCGUGCCUUCGGAGUAAAAAUUUCAAAAGCCAGGACCGGCCAAGUAUAGGUAACUGCCCUUUACAGUAUUUUUUAGAGCUCAGAUGUCUCCUAAAAAACUCAAUUGCUUGAACAGUAUUUUUUGUAUGCUUGCUUGAAAAUCUACUUCAGUGGACUGGAAUCGGAUGCACUUUAACUUGAAAUGGUGCGGUACCUCGAGGUAACUUAAAUCUAUAUGAUAUAUCAAAUAGCGUAUUUCUGUUCCAGCCUGCAGGAAAGACAUGUAAUCGGUUGAGAACUUGGAUGGCAGAGUUGCCGGGGGUAAGUAAGGACCUGAUGUGAUUUGGGGAUGUUUUGUGCAUGGGAAUGGGAUAUUAAAAUCUGGCUGUUGCCAUCUUAUUGAAAUUGAACAAUGUCAGUGGAAAAUUUGUAAUGACAAUUUGCGGUUGGAAAGUUUUGCGACCUUGCAUUGCUUGGACUAAACUAAUGUUGUAAUUCUAGCAUAUGGAUUUUGUUUCAUUUUCCAAGCGUCAUAUCAUUCCGAAAGCUUAUGAUCAAUACAAUCCCUUGUACAACUUUCUGCU